This is a messenger RNA of Pseudocercospora fijiensis CIRAD86, 1839 nucleotides long. RefSeq lists its product as uncharacterized. The coding region runs from base 1 to 1839 and encodes 612 amino acids. The record is from RefSeq and is a predicted model, not a curated record. Lineage: Eukaryota; Fungi; Ascomycota; Dothideomycetes; Mycosphaerellales; Mycosphaerellaceae. The transcript has 15 exons.
AUGACCCACGAUAAUAGACGCAUAGUUCCUGCCUACUGUCGUAUAUCCCAAAUCUCUCCACGACUGGCAGGACGCCCGACAGGCCAAGGCUGCCAAGCCAAACUUUGCUACCGUCCGAGGCUGAGAUCCGCAUCACGUCGCUCUCUCGUUGUCGAUCACCAAACUGCUUCGUCAAGCUCCCGACCCCAAUAUCUUGAGCGCCGCAGCCAGCCUCGUGAACGACCACGAGAUGCCUCCGAAGAAAUCCAAGACUGGCGACAGGCUGGUGGAGAUCACACAAAAUGCUCACAUUGCUACUGGGCUUGCUUUUCUGGGGCUCAUGAAACUUUGGGGGAAGGCGAGUAUAUAUACUACUGGCAUGGCACUUCCUGCGACAAGAAUUCAAGACAAAGGAUAGAAGAUCCAGAAGAGCAUAUCUGGGCGAUCAAAGUACAGAAUACAAUUCGAAAAACCUGCCACACCCUCAAGAUGUCUUCCAUCAACGCAAACGAAGGAUACACAUACGGCCAAAUGCAAACAGAUACCAACCAAAUCGCGCCCUCAACCCCUCUUGUGCCCGACGGCUCGCCAAAAAUGGUGCUGCCAGCAGAUCCAGGGAGCACAGAGGCCGCUGCCAACAUCAUCUCAGGCAAACGCCAACGAAAACCCACCGCUCGGGCAUUGGCAUUAGAGCAAGACAAACCUCUCCACCAAGCACGACCUCUACAAAAGCCCAGCAAAGUCGUCAAGCGUCCGAAUCAAAACACUCCCAAAGCCAAAGCCAAAGCAUCCCCUCCCCCAAAGUCUCCAGCAAAGAAGAAGCCUUCUCCACGCCUCAAACUUCGAAACCCGAACCCAAAACCCAAACCCACCCCUCAAGAUCUCUCCGACCUCUUGAACGACCCAAAACUCUCUCCAAAGAGUCUAUCCGAUGCGUAUCCGGAGGAACCAGAUUUGGCCUCGCGCGUUCGAAGACUUCAGCAAGAUCGUCGAGACGCUGGAGUUUCUCCUGAGGAGGGAGCGGAGUUGGCGGUUUUGAGGUUUGGAAUUCAGCGGAGGGAGAAGGAGAAACAGGAUGGGAUGUUGGAGGCCGAGGCGUUACACGCGGCGGAGAUUCUUUUUGAGAUGAGUCGGUCUGCUUGGAGCGAGGGGGAGGAGUCGGAGGAUACGGUCUCGAAUUCACGAACUCUUUCGAUGGAGUCGGAGGGUACGAUUUCGAAUUCACGAACUCUCUCCCGACACUCCUCCGAGGAUACGAUUUCGGAUCAAAGAGAGGUGUCCACUGAGCCUAGUUGUAGACCUAUGCCCGAGGAGGAGGAGGAGGAGGAGGAGAGUAGGAGAAAUUAUGGCGAGGUGGGGAGCAGAGUCCGAUUAUGGAGUCUUCUGAGCGCUCGACACUCCGCUGAGCGUCUAGAGGUAGGGGUUCGGCUGGAAGUUGGUCUUGCUCUUACCCCUCGCUGGUCGAUCUUGCGAAAGAGCGAGUUAUUUGGGAAAUACGUCAAGAUGAAUUACUUUGCUGUUCAACCCACGAGUACCUCCCGUCUCAGCGCCGCCGCUCCUUCUCCUGCACCUACCUCUUCCCAACCGCCCCCUCUUAUCUUCUUAACCCGCACCUUUGACACGAUCUAUCCCCGCACCUCGCAUCAAAACCUUUCGAGUGAAUACGAACUGCAUUGCGAAACGAAAGGUGAUACCGUUGCCGAAACAGCGCUAGAUGAUGCCAUGAAUUUUGCACUCACUCUGGAGCGAGGCACGACCGCGGUGUCGAAGUGCACUUUGGAAAAUUACCUCAUCCGUGAUCUCUUACUUCAGCGGUACACACACGAGUCAUUCAGCGUGGUACCAAGACUGUGCGCGUAG